This is a messenger RNA of Chenopodium quinoa (quinoa), 1182 nucleotides long. RefSeq lists its product as uncharacterized. Lineage: Eukaryota; Viridiplantae; Streptophyta; Magnoliopsida; Caryophyllales; Amaranthaceae. The transcript has a single exon. The record is from RefSeq and is a predicted model, not a curated record. The coding region runs from base 1 to 1182 and encodes 393 amino acids.
AUGAAAACCUUAAUUUGGAACUGUUAUGGGCUUGGCAACCCAUUAACAGUUAAAGCUCCUCAAGAUUGGUGUUGGAUAGAUAGGUCGAAUAUAGUUUUCGUUAUGGAAACAAAAAUUGAUUCUCGUCGUCUUGAGUUGAUUCGUAAUAAAUGCGGUUUUGCUAACGGAGUUUGCGUAAGUAGUAAUGGAAGAACGGGUGGUUUGGGACUGUGGUGGAGGGAUUUAAACAUGGUGGUUGCUUCUUUUUCUGCACAUCAUAUUGAUACUAAUGUCUGUGAUGAGACUGGCUCCCCAAUAUGGAAAUUCAUUGGAGUUUAUGGGUGGCCCGAAACGGCUAAUAAACACCGUACGUGGGACCUCAUGUGCGGUAUUCAUGCGGGCUGUACUAUUCCGAUGAUUUUUGGUGGGGAUUUCAAUGAAAUUCUGGGGUUACAUGAGAAGAGUGGUGGGCAGCUAAGAGGUAAGAGACAAAUGGAUGCAUUCCGGGAUGCUCUUGAUGAAUGUGGCCUUCGUGACCUUGGUUUUAAAGGCAAUAUUUUCACAUGGGAACGAGGACUUUCGAUGGAUGCUCUGGUCUUGGAUGGGUGGUGCUCCCUAUUCCCUUAUUCUGAGUUAAUUAAUUUCCCCAUAUGUCACUCGGACCAUGCUGCUGUUUUAUUGAAAUUUGGACAGAAAAAUGAGUGCAACCGAAAAGGGAAAUUAUUCCGUUUUGAAGCUCUUUGGCUCUUGAAUGAAGAAUGCAACAAAGUUGUUUCCAAUGCGUGGGUUUGUGGUGUGACCAAGCCUAUACACAAGAGAAUAACAAGGGUGGGUGAGGGUCUUUCUUCUUGGGCAGGACACAAACUUGGUAAUAUAAAGAAAAGGAUAAAGAAAGCCGAAAAGAAGUUACAGGAGGCUCAAGGUGGCUGGUUUGAUGCAAGUAGGUUGGCGCUUUGUAUCAAUAUUAAAAAAGAGAUCGAUGAGUUGCGAAGACUUGAAGAGUCGUAUUGGCAUACGAGAGCAAGAUCAAAUGAGCUGAGAGAUGGGGACAAAAAUACCGAGUAUUUUCACCAUAAGGCGAGUCAGAGGAGGGCUAAGAAUUUCAUUUCAGGUUUGUAUGAUGAUAGUGGGGUAUGGAGGAAGUCGGUGGACGAUAUGGAUGGGGUAAUAUCUGAUUACUUUGGGUCUUUCUUCAAGCACUGA